CUCAGUGUCCAGGCUUCGACCAUGCUAAAAUGAGCGAAUCGCAACAGCUCUUACAUGGGCACAAUUCCGACAGCGACGAUGACGUUGCCUUCAGCCCCCAAGCGAGCCCGCGCCAUCUCUCGCCGUCCCCUGUCUCGUCGCGAGCGACCUCGACAUCCCCGGCACGCCUCGGCGAGCGACCGAACGGCAGCGGCUUCAAGCGCCAGUCGUCGUUCGCGCACGCUCGACCCGAUGGCACGCCGCGGACGCCCAACCGAGUGCACUUUGACGAGGACCCCGUGCGCCGGAGCAUGAACGGCAAUGCGCAGGGCGCGGAUUGGAUAGAGCUGGAGGGCGACGACUACAUGGACGCACGCGGAGACGACGGGCGGGAGAGAGUGCAGCGACUGCCUCUGCUCACCGGCAUUGAGGCGCCCAGCGUCACCGUCGCCGCCGGCAUCGACCCAGAAGACUACCUCGAGAGCGCGAAGCCGCGGAGUGGAAUGCGCAAUUCGUUCAUGAACAUGGCGAACAGCAUCAUCGGCGCCGGCAUCAUCGGCCAACCCUACGCCUUCAGGAACGCCGGCCUGCUCACGGGGACCGUCCUGCUCAUUGGACUCACCGUCAUCGUGGACUGGACCAUUCGCCUGAUCGUCAUCAACUCGAAGCUCAGCGGCACCGACUCGUUCCAGGCAACUGUGCAGCACUGCUUUGGGAAAACAGGGCUCAUUGCCAUCUCUGUGGCGCAGUGGCUCUUUGCUUUUGGCGGCAUGAUGGCGUUUUGCGUGAUUGUUGGCGACACCAUACCCCAGGUCAUGGACCACCUGUUUCCUGCUCUUGAAGACAUGUCCUUCCUCUGGCUGCUCACUAACAGGCGCGCCGUCAUGAUCUUGCUGAUUCUGGGCAUCUCGUAUCCACUGUCUCUCUACCGCGACAUCGCAAAGCUUGCCAAAGCCAGUGGUUUCGCCCUUGUCAGCAUGAUGGUCAUCAUCGUCACCGUCGUCACGCAAUCCUUCCGCGUCCCCGCCGAAUCAAAAGGCCAGCUGCGCGGCUCCAUCAUCAUCAACGACGGCAUCUUCGAAGCCAUCGGCGUCAUCUCCUUUGCCUUUGUAUGCCACCACAACUCGCUCCUGAUCUACGGCUCGCUGCGCAAACCCACCAUCGACCGCUUCUCGCGCGUCACGCACUACAGCACCAGCAUCUCACUCGUCGCAUGCCUCGUAAUGGCGCUCUCGGGCUACCUGACCUUCGGCGACAAAACGCUCGGCAACGUGCUCAACAACUUCCCCCAGGAUAACCUCAUGGUCAACAUCGCCCGCCUCUUCUUCGGCCUCAACAUGCUCACCACGCUGCCCCUCGAGGCCUUCGUCUGCCGCGAGGUCAUGAACGAGUACUACUUCCCCGACGAGCCCUACCAGCCCAACCGCCACCUCAUCUUCACAACGUCGCUGGUCGUCGCGGCGCUGACGCUGAGCCUUAUGACGUGCGACCUCGGCGUUGUGUUUGAGCUCUUUGGCGCUACGAGCGCGUGUGCACUCGCCUUUAUUCUGCCCCCGUUGUGCUUCAUCAAGUUGACCAAGAAGAGGACCGCGCAGACGUAUCUGGCCAUGGGCGUUGUGACGUUUGGGUGCACGGUGCUGGUCAUCAGCAUGAUUAAGACGACGACCAAGCUGGCGCUGGGAACGGGCGAGCCGGUGCAGUGCAGUUGAGCGGUGCAGUGCAGUUGAGCGGUGCAUUGUCGUGUUGUAUAAAAACUUGCAUGGGCGGUGUUUGGUGUCUGGUGUUUGUGAUUGGGCUGCGUAGACGGGGCAUUAUGUGUACGAUUCAUGUCAUAUGCAAAGAGAGUAGGAAUAUCAAUGUGUACAUUCAGCCCCCCGGGACAUGUAGGCGACUGCACGGUGAGCUAGGCGUGAUGUCGAGCUAGAGGAGUGUCGAGCCAGAGGAGGUGUCGAGCCAGAGGAGGUGUCAAGUCGCGACAUCCACACCACGUGCUGCCCGACCGACAGAGCGCCCAGCAAUUACGCUCCAACGCCC
This is a messenger RNA of Didymella exigua CBS 183.55, 2013 nucleotides long. RefSeq lists its product as uncharacterized. Gene Ontology annotation, biological process: amino acid transmembrane transport. The record is from RefSeq and is a predicted model, not a curated record. Bases 30 to 1688 code for a protein of 552 amino acids. Gene Ontology annotation, molecular function: amino acid transmembrane transporter activity. Lineage: Eukaryota; Fungi; Ascomycota; Dothideomycetes; Pleosporales; Didymellaceae. Gene Ontology annotation, cellular component: endoplasmic reticulum. The transcript has 4 exons.